Molecule: messenger RNA, 1633 nt
Organism: Hordeum vulgare subsp. vulgare (domesticated barley)
Lineage: Eukaryota; Viridiplantae; Streptophyta; Magnoliopsida; Poales; Poaceae
Product: alpha-1,3-mannosyl-glycoprotein 2-beta-N-acetylglucosaminyltransferase-like
Exons: 15
Coding region: 221-1282 (353 amino acids)
Cellular component (GO): Golgi apparatus
Molecular function (GO): alpha-1,3-mannosylglycoprotein 2-beta-N-acetylglucosaminyltransferase activity
Source: RefSeq, a predicted model, not a curated record
CUCGUCGCCGCCGCCGCGGCCUUCAUCUACAUCCAAGUGCGGCUCUUCUCUACCCAGUCUCAUGACGCCGGACGCCUCGCCCUCGCCGGAGCAGAUCAACCUGAUCUCCCCGUCGCCGCUGUUGUCAUAAUGGCUUGCAAUCGACCAGACUAUUUGCAGAGGACGGUCGAAUCUAUCCUCAACUUCAGUUUGUACUUCGUAGAACACAGUACCUGACCAAAUGAUGGACAAUAACUCUUCCAGGUAUCAGAAAGCAGUUGCUUCAAAGUUUCCAUUAUUUAUAUCGCAGGUAAUGCUAAUAGGUAAUAGCAAUUUCAGUUCUUCUUCUCGGUCUCUUUAUGUGUGUGGAAGGAUAUUUUUACUUUGCUUCUUCCAAUUGCAGGAUGGAACAAAUGGAGAUGUAAAAAAUAAGGCCCUGAGUUAUACCCAAAUAAGAUAUAUGCAGCAUGUAGAUCUCGAACCUGUGCACACUGAAAGACCAGGGGAACACAUUGCAUAUUACAAGAUAGCUAACCACUAUAAAUGGGCCUUGGAUGAGCUAUUCAUUAAGCAUGAUUUUCGCCGAGUUAUCAUUCUGGAAGAUGACAUGGAGAUCGCCCCAGAUUUCUUCGACUACUUCGAGGCUGCAGCGAAAUUACUUGAUACUGACAAGUCGAUAAUGGCUGUUUCUUCUUGGAAUGACAAUGGGCAAAAGCAGUUCGUUUAUGACCCAAAAGCUCUUUACCGUUCGGACUUCUUUCCUGGGCUUGGAUGGAUGCUAACAAAGACAACAUGGAUGGAGCUGUCACCAAAGUGGCCCAAAGCUUAUUGGGAUGAUUGGGUGAGACUAAAGGAGGUACGCAGAGAUCGGCAGUUUAUUCGGCCAGAAGUAUGCAGAACAUACAACUUUGGCGAGCAUGGAUCAAGCAUGGGACAAUUCUUCGAUCAGUACCUGAAACCAAUCAAAUUAAACGAUGCUCAUAUUGACUGGACCUCCGAGGACCUGAGCUACCUCACGGAGGACAAUUUCUUGAUCAAAUUUGGGAAAGAUGUGGCUAGUGCCACACCUGUGCAUGGAUUCGAUGAAUUGUUGAAGGCCCACAAUCUGGAUGUGGACGUAAGGAUUCAGUAUGACGACCAGGGCGAUUUCGAGCGUGUAGCUCGUCAGUUUGGAGUAUUUGAAGAGUGGAAGGACGGUGUUCCACGGGCAGCUUACAAGGGUGUGGUGGUCUUCCGAUAUAAGAGCAGUCGAAGACGAAUAUACCUUGUCGGCCCUGACUCUCUUCGUCAACUCGGGGUUUAGCUUACGGUGCUGAGUUUUUCCAAAGCUAGACAAUGGAAGUCUUCAAAGAAGAUGGUGGAAGUUUCAGUAACAAGAAAAUUUGGCAUGGAUUAGUCACAUACAUAUGGGCGUAUUUUUAACGGAAUUAAACGCUUAUACUUGCUGGAUUUCUAAGCAUAGUUAGCAUUUCCGAUGUUAAACCACAACUAGCACAGUAAAUUUAUCCUUGUUGUUGAGUUGUUUGUGCAACUCAACAUGUAGUGCACAUGUGUAGUUAGUUCUAGUACAUCUGGCAGGUGAUUGGUCAUCACUGUUAUGUUCACGGAUGUUUGGUGGACUCGUAUAUUCACAUCAAUUCAGUUCAUUCACUAA